Eupeodes corollae is the source of this 1546-nucleotide messenger RNA. Its product is annotated as traB domain-containing protein-like. Bases 96 to 989 code for a protein of 297 amino acids. The transcript is spliced from 2 exons. The record is from RefSeq and is a predicted model, not a curated record. Lineage: Eukaryota; Metazoa; Arthropoda; Insecta; Diptera; Syrphidae.
AUCAUCAAGUCCUGGCGAAAAGUAAUUAGAAAAAAAAAACAAUCAUUCAAAAUUCUAAAUUCAAAAACAAAAUAAAAAUCAAUAAAAAAAAAAUUAUGAACAAUUCUUUGGAAAUUCCCAUCUAUCGAAAUCAGGCCGACUUUGAACAAAAUCUACCCAAGACAGUGGAAGUCCUAAAGACCAAAGAAGGCAACAAGGUGUUCCUUGUCGGGACAGUUCAUUUUAGUCUGAAAUCCCAUCAUGACGUUUCGACUGUGAUAAGAAACACAAAUCCCUCAGUGGUGAUGUUGGAAUUGUGUCCUCUGAGGAAGCAUAUGCUCGACAUCGACGAAGAAACUCUCCUUCGAGAAGCUUCCGCCCUCAACUUACGCAGGAUAAGCGAAAUAUUCGUUCAAAAAGGUCUCAUCAACGGAAUGUUCUAUUUAUCUUUUCUGCGAACCAACGCAAAGAUAACCAAACAACUUGGAGUGGCACCGGGCGGGGAGUGUCGUCGAGCAGUAGAGGAAUGCAAAAAGCUCAAGCACUGCAAAGUUCUGCUCGGCGAUCGACCAAUCGACAUAACAAUGCAACGCGCACUCAGUCCCCUAACUUGGAGGGACAAAUUAAUGCUCUCGAGCAUCUUCAAUGAGCCCUCCAUCAGCCAGAUGACCCCUGCCGACGUGGAGGCCUACAAAAACCGCGACAUCGAUUACCUCCGCAACCUGAGGCUCCGUUUCCCGUCUGUCUAUCGAUCGUUCGUCACCGAACGCGAUCAGAUACUCGCGCACAACUUGAUGCUGGCCACCAAGUUGAGCGGAAGAAAUUACUGCAAUGUUGUUGGUGUAGUCGGGGUGGGUCACAUGAAUGGGAUUUGUGAGAGCUUCGGACAAACCAAACCCGAAGAGAUUAUGAAAAUGAUGAAGCAAGACUUGACCCCACGUCCUCAAAACAACGGACACAACAUAAUUCAGAAUUUUUCACGCAUAUUGAACAUUUUCAAGCACAAGUAGAGUAAUUUUUGAGCAAUCUGUGCAUCAUCAAAGACGUCGAGUUCGAGCGAGAAUUCAGAAUUUACCUUUGAGCCAAUCUGUCACUUGAUCGGGCGUCCAUUCUGCGACAUUUAUCUUUUGCUGCGAGCUGUUUGACUGACUGAGGCGCUGGGGCGAAGGCGAGACCGAGAGCGAGACGACAGACGACAGAAAAAUAAAAGUAAUCAACACAAAUUCCAGCGAAAAAUGUUUUCCUUCUGAUGUAAUGUAGUCGUAACGUAGUGCUGUAAUGCGGAACGCAGAGGUCUUGAGUCAUUUUUGGUAUGGUGGAUGACGUUACGUUGACAGAUAAGGAGGGAAAUUUUGCAGUUGACGUUAUGUGACAUGACGUAAAGGGAGGGAGGAUGUUCCUUUUAUGAAGGUGUUGCCCGAAUUGUCUUUGAAGGACAGAAUUAUGCGACAAUCACACUUAACAACGAUUUUUCUUUUUAAGUUUAAGUAAGCCUUUUAUCUCCGUGCAUUCCUGGAAAAUCUUCACUGGCAUAAAAGAGUUGUGUCAAUAAAGCUUUUUUUAAUUU